This is a messenger RNA of Selaginella moellendorffii, 1917 nucleotides long. Its product is annotated as dynamin-related protein 1C. The transcript is spliced from 15 exons. Gene Ontology annotation, molecular function: microtubule binding; GTP binding; GTPase activity. The record is from RefSeq and is a predicted model, not a curated record. NCBI's taxonomy places the organism in Eukaryota, Viridiplantae, Streptophyta, Lycopodiopsida, Selaginellales, Selaginellaceae. Gene Ontology annotation, cellular component: cytoplasm; membrane; microtubule. Bases 1 to 1893 code for a protein of 630 amino acids.
AUGGAGAGCUUGAUCGGGCUCGUGAACAAGAUCCAGAGGGCUUGCACUGUGCUCGGCGAUUAUGGAGGCGAUCACUCCAUGCCGACGCUGUGGGAAUCGCUCCCGUCCGUGGCUGUUGUUGGAGGUCAGAGCUCGGGAAAAUCAUCUGUGCUGGAAAGCGUCGUCGGCCGCGACUUUCUUCCCAGAGGAUCAGGCAUUGUUACCAGGAGGCCUUUGGUGCUCCAGCUCCACAAAACAGAGGGUGGCCAGGAGUAUGCGGAGUUUCUGCAUAACCCGAAGAUCAAGUUCUCGGACUUUUCACUUGUGAGGAAGGAGAUCGAGGAUGAGACUGACAGAAUGACUGGCCAUACGAAGCAAAUAUCACCAGUACCUAUUCAUUUGAGCAUCUACUCUCCAAAUGUUGUCAACCUGACUCUCAUUGAUUUGCCCGGAUUGACUAAAAUUGCUGUCGAGGGUCAACCGGAUAGCAUAGUGGCAGACAUUGAAAAUAUGGUCCGAUCUUAUGUCGAAAAGCAAAACAGCAUCAUUCUAGCCAUCUCUCCAGCAAACCAAGACAUUGCUACUUCUGAUGCCAUGAAACUGGCAAAAGAAGUUGAUCCAACAGGCGAACGAACUUUUGGAGUGCUGACAAAACUUGACCUCAUGGACAAGGGUACAAACGCUCUCGAGGUUCUCGAAGGUCGUGCGUAUCGUUUACAGUUUCAGUGGGUUGGCGUUGUCAAUCGUUCGCAAGCCGAUAUUAACAAAAGCGUGGACAUGAUAGCAGCGCGAAAAAAGGAACGCGAGUUUUUUGCAAGCAGCCCUGACUAUGGACACUUGGCAAGCCGUAUGGGAUCGGAGUAUUUAGCAAAAAUGCUCUCCAAGCACCUUGAAACUGUGAUCAAAACUCGUCUGCCGAGCAUUCUGGCGUUGAUAAACAAGAGUAUUGAUGAACUAGAACAGGAACUGAAUCAGCUCGGGAGGCCGAUUUCCCACGAUGCCGGAGCGCAACUGUACACGAUUUUGGAGCUUUGCCGCGCCUUCGAUCACGUUUUCAAAGCUCACUUGGAUGGAGGAAGGCCUGGCGGUGAGCGCAUCUAUGUCGUGUUUGACAAUCAACUUCCUGCCGCUCUCAAGAAACUACCAGUCGACAAGCAUCUAUCCAUGCAAAACGUGAGAAAGAUUGUAACGGAGGCCGAUGGAUACCAGCCACACCUGAUCGCUCCGGAACAAGGAUAUAGACGCCUUAUCGAAGGAACACUGGGCCUUUUCAGAGGGCCAGCAGAGGCGGUUGUGGAUGCGGUACAUUCCGUGUUGAAAGAGCUCGUAAGGAAAGCAAUUGCGGAAACUCAAGAACUGAAGCGUUUUCCAACGCUCCAAGCCGAGUUAGCUGCUGCCACGACCGAGGCACUAGAAAGAUUCCGGGACGAGAGCCGAAAGUUUGUUCUCAGACUGGUGGACAUGGAAGCCAGCUACUUGACUGUGGAGUACUUUCGCAAGCUUCCACCAGAGCUGGAAAAGGGAGGGAAUCCCUCCGCCCUGACUGCUGAUCGCUACACCGAAGCUCAUCUCCGCAAGAUUGGGUCUCACGUAACCUCUUACAUUAUGAUCGUAUGUGAAACCUUGCGGCAUUCCAUUCCAAAGGCAGUAGUACACUGUCAAGUGCGUGAAGCCAAGCGCACAUUGCUGGAUACUUUCUAUACUCAAGUUGGCAAAAAAGAGGUAACACGUCGUGUAGAUCGUUUUAUUUGCCGGCCGAUCGUGACACCCUCUUUAAUGGCACAGGAGAAGCAGCUCCUCCAAAUGCUCGACGAAGACCCCGCAUUGAUGGAGCGGAGAGUCGCACUGGCAAAGCGCUUGGAGCUGUACAAAAACGCCCGAGACGACAUUGACGCGGUGAUGUGGGGGAAGUAGAAAAUCUAGAAACCCGGAAGCUCG